UUUAUCCUGUUUGUGUGAACAUGCAGAAUGCUUUAUCAGUUUAUCCCUUCAUUUGAUGCACAAACGACUCAACAGCAGCAAAUGUGAUAAUAUGUUUAAAGACGUACGACAAAUCACAUCUGAAAUAAUGUAAUUGUCUUGGUUUAUCGAGCUUUCAGUCGGGCCUUCCUCUCGUCCAACUCUGACUGUGUCGUCUUUGUCUGGGGAGGCGGCGCUGCAGAGCCCGCGGGCCGGGCCGGGCGGGCCACUGAAUUUCGGCAGCGCGGCCCGCUGGCCCUUCUCGGCACGAUCAAUACCGCAGAUUCGGGUGGCCCGGGCCGGGCCGGGCCGCGCCGCCGAGACGGUAGCCAGCGGCCCUCUCUGGCUGGGACGCCCGGCUCGUCGACGGCGACGGGACAGCGUCGCAGCCGACGGCCCGGCUCGGCAGCGGCGAGUGACGCUGGCGACGACAGACGGACGGACGACGGACCCACCGACACGACGUCAUGCUGGUGUGCGGCGUGCUGCUCUGCAUUCUGCUCCACCCGGCUGCUGGAGUGUGGGAAAAUUGGUGGACGUACACUGAUGGAGUAUCAGGUCCAGAGAACUGGAGCGACUUUGUGCCGGCCUGGCGGAUCUGCAAGGAGGGGCGACAGCAGUCCCCGAUCAACAUCGAGCCAGCACGACUACUGUUUGACAAACACCUGCGCACCGUCUACGUGGACAAGGACAGGGUGCGUGGCAUCCUACGAAACACGGGUCAUGACGUCACUCUGACGGCAGACCCGUCUCGGACGGUGAACAUCAGUGGCGGCCCGCUCUCCUACCAGUACACAUUUGAGAAACUGCAGCUGCACUUUGGCCUGGUGCCCGACGACUGGCGACGCUCCUCGCGGCAUGUGGCCGGCUCAGAGCACGUCGUCAACGGAAAACGCUUCCCCGCUGAGAUCCAUUUAAUGGGGUACAACAGCCACCUGUACCGUAACUACAGCGAGGCGGUGGAUCAGUCGCAUGGCGUAGUCGGCAUCGCCAUCCUCGUCCAAAUCGAGGUCAAUUCAUUACCGAACCCGGAGCUCGGAACAAUCAUCAAUGAAAUGAAGCGGACAAAAUACCAAGACGACUGGACUCGACUGGAGGGCGUUUCUCUGGUGGGUCUGCUUCCCAACACGGAGCAGUACAUAACGUACGAGGGCUCCAUCACCAGCCCCGCCUGUCAGGAGACAGUCACCUGGAUCGUCUUCAACAAGCCCAUCUACAUGUCGCACCACCAGCUUCCGAUUCUGAAGCAGCUGAAGCAGCGCUCCAGGAACGCGCCCGACCAGGACAGUCUGGGGAACAACUACAGACCGGUGCAGCGGCUCAACAAUCGGGUCGUGCGAACAAACAUCGACUUCGAGCCCAAGGAUGGGAAUAUAUGUCCACCCAUGAAGCACGAUAUGCGCUAUAAAGCGGGCAAAUGGCUGGGAGUCUGAAGACAUCCAUUGGUGAUAUUAUACUGAAAGCAAGAACAAAGCAAUACCAUCAAGCUCUGGCUGAAAUCGGCAGCAAUAUGAAGCGAUAUGUGCCAGUGCAAUAUGGACCGUAAGAGUUUCUGUCUCAAUUCUCGUAUGAACGCUGAGUGGGCAAUGGGCAUUCUAAAAAAAAAAAAACUGUCCAACCUGUUAAGCAAAUAAGUGUUAACUAAGAUUGAAUGUGCUUUCGCUCACGAUAUGCUGCUUGUGAGUGCUGAAUGUGCAUUGUGCAACCUACGCGAUUGUAGCUGCUUACAAGAGCAGUUCCAGCUAAGCAAUAUGACUUUUAUGACUUUAUAUAAGUAAAUAAUUACCUGAGUGAAAGAGGCAUCAAGCAGUCGUUUCCUGACUUCACUUUGUAUGCUAAGUUAAGACGGAUGUUAAGGCAACAUGGGGCUAAUAAAAUAUUUUUGUUUUAAGUAAAAAGAAGGGACAAGCAAAUGUGUAUGCGUAGAAAUAGCACCAACGAUACUACUUCUUAUGGCUGCCUUUCAUUGCCAUGCAAACGUUUUGCAUAAUUUAUUUUUGCUUUUCGUCUGCAAUGGAUGUACUGUUUACUAUAGAUUCGUGCAAGGUACCGGGAUGCUAAAGCCGAUGUCUUAUAUGAACUUGCAAUAAAUGCAACCGCUUUAGACA
Messenger RNA from Amphibalanus amphitrite, 2126 nucleotides. RefSeq names its product carbonic anhydrase-related protein 10-like. Lineage: Eukaryota; Metazoa; Arthropoda; Thecostraca; Balanomorpha; Balanidae. The coding region runs from base 486 to 1451 and encodes 321 amino acids. The record is from RefSeq and is a predicted model, not a curated record. Gene Ontology annotation, molecular function: carbonate dehydratase activity; zinc ion binding. The transcript has 10 exons.